AGAGCGAGAGGAACCGCUGCCAGGAGCCGACCCUUCUGUGCCGCCCCCACCUCCAGCUCCUCUGACUGUCCUCGGGAGGUGAUGGGGGAUUUUUGAUCCCCGCCCCUCCACCGGCCCUGCUCCUUCCCGUUCUCCUCUCCCGUUCCGGACUGCAAGCAACUUCUUGGGAAUUUCACGAUGGGGGGAGCUGCGUCCCCCUUCUCCGGCGCGGGGCAGCUCGGGCUUUGGGCGUGACCCCUCCCGGGGGCCCCCGAGGGGGCGUGGCUGCCGUGGCGGGGCCCAGGGCCAGGGCCAUGACCGCCUGCCAGUACCCCGCGAUGUCCUCGGCCCUGGAUCGGGACCAGCUGUAUCAGCACAAGGUCUCCCUGGUCGUCCGCUACUUCAUGAUCCCCUGUAACAUCUGCCUCAUCCUCCUGGCCACCUCCACGCUGGGCUUCGCCGUUCUCCUCUUCCUCAACAACUACAAACCUGGGAAUCAUUUCACGCAGCCGCCCCCGACGCCUCCAGAUGCCUGCCGGGGCAUGCUCUGCGGCUUUGGGGCCGUGUGCGAGCAGAGCGCCGGCCGCGCCACGUGCGUGUGCAAGAAGGGCCCGUGUCCCACCGUGGUGGCGCCCGUGUGUGGGUCCGACGCCUCCACCUACAGCAACGAGUGUGAGCUGCAGAGGGCCCAGUGCAGCCAGCAACGCCGCAUCCGCGUGGUCAGCCGGGGGCCCUGUGGCUCCCGGGACCCCUGCUCGGGGGUGACCUGCAGUUUUGGCAGCACCUGCGCCCGCUCGGCAGACGGGCAGUCGGCCAAAUGCAUCUGCCCGUCCUCGUGCAGCGGCGUCCCCGAGGGCAUCGUGUGCGGCAGCGACGGGCGUGACUACCCCAGCGAGUGCCAGCUGAACCGCCUUGCCUGUGCCCGGCAGGAGAACAUUGUCAAGAAGUUCGAUGGCCCCUGUGAUCCCUGCAAAGGCGUUCUCAGCGACCUGAGUCGCGUGUGCUGGGUGAACCCCCGCACCCGCCAGCCUGACAUGCUGCUCCGCCCCGAGAGCUGCCCGCCCCGCCAGGAGCCCGUGUGCGGCGACGACGGCGUCACCUACGCCAACGACUGCGUCAUGGGCCGCACCAGCGCCACCCGGGGCCUGGACGUCCAGAAGCUGCGCUCCGGGCAGUGCCAGCCGCAAGACCAGUGCCCGGCCCCCUGCAAGUUCAACGCCGUGUGUCUGAUCCGCCGCGGCCGGGCGCGCUGCUCCUGCGACCGCGUGACCUGCGACGGCGCCUACCGGCCCGUGUGCGCGCACGGGGGCCACACGUACGCCAGCGACUGCGAGCGCCAGCGCGCCGAGUGCAACCAGCAGCGGGCGCUGCCCGUCAAGCACCAGGGCCCCUGUGACCAGGCGACCCCCAGCCCCUGCCUGGGGGUCCAAUGUCCUUUUGGGGCCACGUGUGUGGUGAGGAACUGGGAGGCCGUGUGUGAAUGUCAGCAGGUCUGUGCGGGCCUCUACGACCCCGUGUGUGGCAAUGACGGGGUCACCUAUGGAAGCCCCUGUGAGCUGGAAGCCACAGCCUGCGUCCUCAGGAAGGAGAUCCUGGUCACUCGCAAGGGACCCUGUGGCCUCUGUGGAAAGUGCCAGUUUGGGGCCCUGUGUGAGGCGGAGACCGGCCGCUGCGUGUGUCCCACCGAGUGCGUGGCUUCGGCCCAGCCCGUGUGCGGCUCGGACGGGAACACGUACGGCAGUGAGUGUGAGCUGCAUGUCCACGCUUGCACUCGCCAGAUUAACCUCAGCGUGGCCUCCCCAGGACAUUGCAAGACAUGUGGAGACACAGUAUGUACCUUUGGGGCCGUGUGCUCCAACGGGCAGUGCGUGUGCCCCCGGUGUGAGCGGCCACCCCCCAGCCCGGUCUGUGGCAGUGAUGGGAUCACCUAUGGCAGCAGCUGUGAGCUCCGAGAGGCUUCCUGCCAGCAGCAGAAGAAGAUUGAGGAGGUCCGGGCUGGGCCCUGCGAGGACGAAUGUGGCUCUGGGGGCUCCGGCUCGGGUGAGGACGGGGAGUGUGAGCAGGAGCGGUGCCGGCGCCGGGGAGGCGUGUGGGACGAGGACGCGGAGGAUGAUCGGUGCAUCUGUGACUUCAGCUGCCAGACGGUGUUACGCAGCCCGGUGUGUGGUUCUGAUGGGGUCACCUAUGGUAACGAGUGUGAGUUGAAAAAAGCAAGGUGUGAGAGUCGCCAGGAGCUGUAUGUCACAGCCCAGGGUGCCUGCCGAGCCACGCCGACGAUGGUCCCGCCCCCGCCUGUCUUACACUGCUCUCAGACCCCCUACGGCUGCUGUCUGGACAAUGUCACCAGGGCCCAGGGUGUUGGCUUGGCUGGCUGUCCAAGCACCUGUCAGUGUAACCCAUAUGGCUCCUAUGGGGGCGGCUGUGACCCCAUCUCCGGCCAGUGCUCCUGCCGCCCGGGCGUGGGGGGCCUCAAGUGCGAUCGAUGUGAGCCGGGCUUCUGGAACUUCCGUGGCAUCGUGACUGACGGCCGGAGCGGCUGCACCCCCUGUAACUGUGACCCUGGAGGCUCCGUAAGAGAUGACUGUGAGCAGAUGACUGGACUGUGCUCCUGCAAGGAAGGCAUCACAGGGAUGAAAUGCAGCCAGUGUCCCCCCGGCAGCAUCCUGGGCCCCUCAGGCUGUGAGAACGACCCCUCGGCUCCCAAGUCGUGCGCUGAGCUGAGCUGCGAGUUUGGGGCGUCCUGCGUGGAGACGGGUGACUCUGCCCACUGUGAGUGCCCGGCCCCCGUGUGUCCAGAGGACAACAUGGUCAAGGUCUGUGGCUCGGAUGGGGUGACCUACGGAGACCCCUGUCAGCUGAGGACCAUCGCCUGCCGCCAGGGCCGGACGAUUACUGUGCGGCAUUUUGGGCAGUGCCACGAGUCCGUCACUCACGGGACGCCCCCUGCCCAGCCUCCCACCGCCCCAUCUGUGGUGACCUCGGAAACCUUCCUGCCCUCCCUCCUGAGGUUCACCAGCCCGGCCCCGGAGACCACCGUGACGACAACCUGGCUGGGUCGGGGCCCCCAGCUCACCCCCCGCAGCCGCUCCACCACCCGACCGCCCGUGCAGGCCUGGACCACGGCAGGCGUCCGCCGGACCACGCCGCGGCUUGCUGCUCCCGCCCGGACCACGCCUGGCAUCCACAGGGCGACGGUCCGGCCGUCCCCCCCUAGCUGGACCACGGCAGGCGUGCACCGGAGCACGGCGCGGCCCAUCCUGACCGCCCCGAUAGCCCCCGCGGCCAUUCCCACCCUGACCUACCUCGAGUCCGGCAGCGCCAGCGGCGACGAGGAGCUCAGCGGCGACCUGGAGGCCAGCGGGGCGGGAUCCGCAGGGAUGGAGCUCUUGGAAGAGGGAGGUGUGUCGGUCCCCACGCCCGCCAUUGAGAGGGCUUCCUGCUACAACUUGCCCCUGGGCUGCUGCUCGGACGGAGAGACGCCCGCCCUGGACGCCGAGGGCACCAACUGCCCAGCCACCAAGGUGUUCCAGGGGGUGCUGGUGCUGGAAGAGGUCGAGGGUCAGGAGCUCUUCUACACCCCAGAGAUGGCCGAUCCCAAGUCGGAGCUCUUCGGCGAGACGGCCCGAAGCAUCGAGAGCGUGCUGGAGGGCCUGUUCCGGAAUUCAGACGUCAAGAAGGACUUCCGGAGUGUCCGGAUGCGGGACCUGGGACCGGGCGGCUCUGUGCGCGCCAUUGUGGAUGCCCACUUCGACCCCUCCACAUCCUUCACAGCGCCUGAUGUGGGCCGGGCCCUGCUGAAGCAGAUCCGAGCGUCCAAGAAGAGGGUCCUCGUGGUCAAGCAGCCCCUGGCCGACCACGUGAAGUUCAUGGACUUUGACUGGCUCCCUAUGCUGUUCACCACAGCCACCACCACCACCACUGCAGCCACGGCGGAGGCCGUGACCCCGGGCAGCCGCCACACCUCUGCCGUGACCCCCCACACUCUGUACCCCGGUCACCUGGGCCGGCCCCACAGCAGGCCGGCCCCACCGGCGACUCACAGACCACCCACCACUGUGGCCCUGCCCCCCGCCAUGCCCCCCGUCACCCACCGGCCCCCUCGGCCCUGCGACUCCCACCCCUGCCUCCACGGGGGCACCUGCGAGGAUAACGGGAAGGAAUUCAGCUGCAGCUGCCCAGCUGGCAGAGGCGGGGCCGUCUGUGAGAAAGCUGUGCAGUACUUCGUGCCCGCCUUUGGGGGCAGGUCCUACCUGGCCUUCCCCACACUCCGAGCCUACCACACCCUGCGGGUGGCCAUGGAGUUCCGCGUGUCCGAGCCCCACGGGCUUCUGCUGUACAAUGGUCAGAGCUCCGGAAAGGACUUCAUCGCACUCACGCUGGUCAACGGCUUCGUGGAACUCAGGUUUGACACGGGCUCGGGCAUGGGCAUCGUCACCAGCAAGGUGCCUGUGGAGCGUGGCCGGUGGCACCACCUGGUGGUGACGAGGAACCGGCGUCAAGGGGUGCUCUCUGUGGAUGGGGAGCCCCAUGUGACUGGCGAGAGUCCCAGUGGCACUGACGGGCUCAACCUGGACACAGACCUGUUUGUGGGCGGCGUCCCUGAGGACCAGGCCACAGUAGUGUCUGAGCGCACGUCGGCCCGGGCGGGUCUGAGGGGCUGCAUCCGCCUCUUGGACGUGAACAACCAAAGGAUCGGGCUUCGGGAGAAAGGCCCGGAUGUUCUCUAUGGCUCCGGGGUGGGCGAGUGUGGGAACAACCCCUGUCUGCCCAACCCCUGCCACCACGGUGCCACCUGCCAGGCUCGAGAGGCCGAUAUGUUCCACUGUCAGUGUCCAAAGGGCCGGGAAGGCCCCACCUGUGCUGAUGAGAGGAAUCCCUGCCAGCCCAAUCCUUGCCAAGGGGCAGCUACCUGCCGAGUGCUGCCCGAGGGAGGUGCCAAAUGUGAAUGCCCCAUGGGCCGAGGGGGCCAGUUCUGCCAGACGGUCACAGAGCAAGACCCAUCCAGACCCUUCCUUCCCACCUUCAGCGGCUUUUCCUACCUGGAGCUGAAAGGCCUGCACACCUUUGGGGAUGUCCGCGGGGAGAAGAUGGCCAUGGAAGUAGUGUUCCUGGCCCGGAGCCCCAGCGGCGUACUUUUCUACAAUGGGCAGAAGACGGAUGGCAAAGGGGACUUUGUGUCACUGGCUCUGCAUGGUGGGCAUCUGGAAUAUCGCUAUGACCUGGGCAAAGGAGCUGCAGUCAUCAGGAGCAAGGAGCCCAUCACCCUGAACAAAUGGAUCCGGGUCUCUCUGGAGCGGAAUGGAAGGAAGGGGGCCAUGUGGAUCAACGAUGGUGAACGAGUGCUAGGGGAGUCGCCGAUGCCACACACUGUCCUCAACUUGAAGGAACCACUCUAUGUUGGGGGUGCUCCUGAUUUCAGCAAACUCGCCCGUGCAGCUGCCGUCUCUGGAGGCUUUGAUGGGGCCAUUCAAAUGGUCUCCCUGAAGGGCCGCCAGCUGCUGACAAGAGAGAAUGUUUUGGAUGCUGUGGAGAUCUCCUCUUUCCCUGACCAUCCCUGUACCCGGGCCUCGGGCCAGCCCUGCCUCAAUGGGGGCUCCUGCUCUCCCCAGCAGGACACCUAUGAGUGCCUGUGCCCAGGAGGCUUCUCAGGGGCCCACUGCGAGAAGGGGCUGAUUGAGAAGUCGGCUGCUGACCUGGACGCCAUUGCCUUUGAUGGACGCACAUUCAUUGAGUAUCACAAUGCAGUGACCACCAGUCCUGAUGCUCUGGACUCCGGGGUCCUUUCCAGCGAGAAGGCCCUACAGGAGAACCACUUCGAGCUGAGCCUGCGGACGGAGGCCAUGCAGGGAUUGGUGCUGUGGAGCGGCAAGGGCACCGAGCGAGCUGAUUACAUCGCUCUGGCCAUCGUGAAUGGCCGUCUGCAGAUGACCUAUGACCUGGGCUCCCAGCCCGUCGUGCUGUACUCCACGGUGCCUGUUAACACCAACCGCUGGCUACGCGUCAAGGCCUCCAGAGUACAAAGGGAAGGCUCCCUUCAGGUUGGCAAUGAAGCCCCGGUGACAGGAUCCUCCCCACUGGGAGCUACGCAGUUGGACACAGAUGGAGCCCUAUGGCUGGGGGGCCUGGAGAAGCUGAACGUGGCACACAGCCUGCCCAAGGCGUACAGCACGGGCUUUGUGGGCUGUUUGCGUGGAGUGGUGGUCGGCCAGAAGGAGCUGCACCUGGUUGAGGACGCCUUACAUAAGCCUGCCCUUCGGCAUUGCUCGGCCCCGUGAUGCCCCUGUCCACCUUCAGCCCUGCCUCCUGCCAGUUGUUGUAAUUAUUUUCUAUUUUUGUAAACUCAUGGCUUUUUUUUAAUAUAUAAUUUCCCCCUGCCCGCCUGUCAGGGGAUGGAGGAAAUGCAGACCUUCCUCUAGCCCCGGCCCUGCUCCACUGAGAUCUACCUUCCACUGGCCUCUGAUUUGAGGAGGGUCCCGGCCCUCUUUUUGGACAGCUGGCGGACCCCACCCCAAGGGCAGCCGCACAAGAGCCCGACUGGACAAGACUGCAGGCUCUUUCCCGGGGGCUUCGGCCAGACCUCAGUUGCCUCUUUCCCUCCUGGUUUUGCCCCCAAGGAGGACGAAGAUGGACCAGCCCUGGCUGAGAGGCCAGGCCAGAAGGACAUGAGCUAAACUGGGUUCUUGGCCUCCAUACCCCCCACCCUCCUGCCCCUUUCAUCAGUCUUUUGUGUUUGUAAUUUAUGUGUGUAAGAGUCUGACUUUAUCUGUUAUUUUUUAAUGCACUGUCAUCCUUCUUGCCAUCCCUACCUUAUCCCCUCUACCGACAGUCUCUUGUGUACACACACACACACACACACACACACACACACACACACACACACGCAGGCUAGCACUCCCUAGGGAGAAGGCUGCCUCUGCUCCAAAGGCCUGAAGCUCAGUGCCCAGGGCACCGCGCUUCCCCAAGGCUGCCAUUCCCUCCUUGCCUGAUUUUGCUCAUCACAAGCCAGCCGGCACGAAUGAGCUCGGAGGUCUCAUUUCAGGCUUUAUUUGGGGGAGACGGGGUGGGGUGGGGGCAGAGGAGGAUGGUCUUUGCCCUCUCUGUUACAUCUUCUUCCAGGCCUCCCAUCUCCCUUCCCUUCGGGGACAGCCAUGGUUCGGGCCCCAGACCCCUCAGGCCUGCUCAGUGCCAAUACUGUGACUUAGAAUCGACCUUAUUUGUUGGACUCCAGGAGCCUUUGAGGCUUUUUUCCCAUACUUCUAGCUUGGCCUGGAUCCCCCACGCUCCCCGGGGAUGGGGACUAAGCCACACCCCUCCUGAAUGCAUUCAAAUAUGGGCGGAGGGACCAGGGACCAGGAGCUGUCGGGUGGGCCUCGCUCCCAGCCAAGGGAAGCUCUUUGUGAAGUCCCCAGCUCUUCACACACCAGCUGCCUGCGCUUCCUGAUCGUUUCUCUGCACUUGGGCUUCCAGACAUGGUCUUUCUCUCACAUCAUUAUCACCUCAGGCAGUGGUCCCCGGGGCCCAUUUUUUGAACUUGAAGAAAAUGGGUGUAGCCUGCGGCUUUUACAGAAAUAAUUCCGGUGACUUUGGGAAGAAAGGACAUCAGGGAGCUGGAUUUUCAUCCCCUUCCCACCCUCAGUUUUCAGUACUGGAGUUGGGGUGGGGGUGAGGUAGGGUGGGAGCUGGGGAGGGCGUGGAAGUUUCCGAGGGAGGGUAAGUGGCUCUUAAAGCUGUCUUUCAGAGAGGAUGAUUUAUCCACUGGGGUGGUCGAGCGAGGGGCAGGGGGAGGGGAACAGUUCUCAAAUCCAUUCCUCGUCCCUGGGCACCCGAUCUUAAAGUUGGUGUCCCUACAUUUUGGCCUCCCUAGCACUGCUGUCCCGAGGGGAACAGAAGGGGUGGGGUGGGGUGGGGUGGGGCAGUCUUCCAUGAGAAAGAUGGAGAAAGGCUUUGGAAUGGGGGAGGGUGGAAUGGGGCUGCACCUUAUAAGUAAGAAGAAAUGACCAUGGCUUUCUCCGGCUCUCUUCCCGAGAGUGUCUUGGUAUCCCACAUGUUGGGAAAAACACUGGACUCCAGGAAACUUUCCCAGAGAUUGGGGGGGAGAAGGGUGGUGGGAUUGGAAACGCCUUAAAACGCAACAUUUGUGUCCUUGUUUCCCUGUGCCCUCUCCCCGUUCCCAUCGCCACCCCAGCUCGGGCACAGUCCCCCUGGGAGCCAGGACUCGAGACUGGGACUAGUGGACACUUUGUAAGAGAAACCAGGAGGCCUGUUGUUGGGGGUUAGGGAGAGGGGCCGGGACCACGCCACGCCACACCGCACCCCUCCAUGCCACACCAAGGUGGGCCUAGCCCCUGCUCUCGUCUGAUUGGGCAAUGGCCACCAGGCCUCCCCACCCCCACUCAGCAUGAUGUAACCAUUACUAACUUUAUGUGUGUCUUGUCAGUCGCCAUGAAAUAAAGUUGGAAAACUUGAAAAUGA
This is a messenger RNA of Antechinus flavipes (yellow-footed antechinus), 8451 nucleotides long. It is a transcript of the gene AGRN, whose product is annotated as agrin. The record is from RefSeq and is a predicted model, not a curated record. The transcript has 36 exons. Gene Ontology annotation, biological process: cell differentiation; central nervous system development; multicellular organism development. NCBI's taxonomy places the organism in Eukaryota, Metazoa, Chordata, Mammalia, Dasyuromorphia, Dasyuridae. The coding region runs from base 294 to 6254 and encodes 1986 amino acids. Gene Ontology annotation, molecular function: protein binding; serine-type endopeptidase inhibitor activity; calcium ion binding.